This is a messenger RNA of Phaeodactylum tricornutum CCAP 1055/1, 1002 nucleotides long. RefSeq lists its product with no specific name. The record is from RefSeq and is a predicted model, not a curated record. The coding region runs from base 1 to 1002 and encodes 333 amino acids. Lineage: Eukaryota; Bacillariophyta; Bacillariophyceae; Surirellales; Neidiaceae. Gene Ontology annotation, biological process: rRNA base methylation. The transcript has a single exon. Gene Ontology annotation, molecular function: rRNA (uridine-N3-)-methyltransferase activity.
AUGUGCAAUCGGAGACUAGCGAUGCCAUUACUUUUGCUCGUGUCGAUGCAACUGCCGCGCGCAUCUCGCGCGUGGGUAGGCACCCUGCGACCACAGGGGUAUCGGAAAUUUAGUGUUCACUUGAGCACAGUAUGUCGACUAAACCGCUUCCUUUUCGAUACGUCCGAAGUCAAGUACACCGACACUGAGCUUCCUAGUAUCACUUUGCCGAGAGACGAUUUUCGAACAAUUCAUGCAUCCAAGAUUUUGGGUUUGCGCAAUGGAAAUACUAUUCGCGCUGGGCUGGUAAGCUGUGAGGUCCAUCAAGGCUUGCUGACUGACGAUGCUACCGUGCAAUGGAUACCGGAAGGGAAGGUGAAAAAAGCCGAGCCACUGGGGAAUGGAAAUCCUCCUGGGUCACUGCACAUUCAUCUCAAUGGACUUCAGGCACCCGCGGAACAACUAGUACCGUCGGUCAGUUUGAUCUUGGCAUUGCCGCGACCAUUGCAGCUAGGAAGAAUGCUUCCUAUGAUAUCACAAAUGGGCGUCAACCACUUAGUAUUGGCGCAGGCACAAAAAGUUCCCAAGGAUUAUUUCGGCAGUCACCUGCUUCGCAACCCCGAAGAACUCCGGGAAAAGCUCAUCGAGGGGCUUUGUCAGGCAGGAGACGUUCGCUUACCUCAACUGCACAUUGUGCGUAACCUUCGUGAUUUCCUCACCAAUGAGGUGGACGAGAUUUUUCCAAAGAACCAAUACGCCAGGGCCAUUGCUCAUCCACAAAGGACAUCCGAUCCAAUGGGCUCAUUGAAAAAGAUGAAGCAAGUCGAGUUCCCGGUGAAGUCCUCGAGACUCGUGGUAGCCGUGGGCCCCGAAGGUGGCUGGGAAGAGCCUGACGAGUUGGAUCGUUUUCGCGAUUGUGGCUUUCAGCAAAUUACGAUGGGUGCGCGUGUUCUACGCUCGGAUUGUGCGGUAGUCAGUCUCCUAAGUUUGGCUCAUGAUAUUUGCGCUGAUCAACAGCAAUAG